AACUGACAGUUCAGUGGUCAAACGUGUGUCAAACUAAAGUUCACGUGUUGGUGUAUUUUUAUUUCAAAAAUAUUAAUGUUUUUCAUUAUUUAAAAUGUUACUAGAAAACAGUGAUGUCGAUAUUUUUGUAGCUAGUAAAAUAGGUUCAUUUAAACAUAUAAAAUACCACAGUGAAGCCUCUAAAAACACAAAGAAAUGUAUAGAAAACCUCGUGGAUAUAAAGAAACUUCAGAAAGAUGACACAAUCACGCGCAUGGUGUGGGCCAAUGAGGAACAAACAGAAAUACUGAUUGGCAGGAGAAAUCAACAGGUCCAAACAUACAACACAGAGCAAGCCAAGUUCACGCAAACAGUGACCGCAGACUACGCCAAGGGAGAUGUAGUUGGGCUCGGCAAGUACAAGCGAAGGCUCAUCACAGCUCUAGCGUCUGGUGUGGUGAAGAUCUGGUCCAAGAAGGACGAGGUUGUGAUCAAUACUGGAGCGGAACUGGAUGCGUUGAAGAGCUGUGAAGAGAAUAGGAGUGUGUUUGCUACAGGCGGCAAAGAAAACGACAUAAAACUAUGGCUCAUCGGCGAGCAUCGGCCAAUAUUCCAGGCCAAGAACUUGGCCAACGAUUGGCUCCAGCUGCGGCAGCCGGUGUGGGUCACUGACCUCUGCUUCCUGCCGGGGGAGGGGGGGCGGCUGGUGGUGGGGUGCUCCAGAUAUGGAUAUGUCAGGUUAUACGACACGCGCGCGCAGCGGCGGCCGGUCGUGAACGUGGAGUUCAAGGCGAUGGCAGCCACCUGUGUCACUCCUAGCUUCGACGACAAACAAGUGCUAGUUGGCUUCGGCAGGGGGCAGUUGCAUCAAGUGGACCUGCGCGGGAAGGGGCGACCUGAUAAAGGCUACAAAGGCAGUGCGGGCGCUAUAACCUGCGUCGCCGCAGCCCCCGCCCCGCGCCGCAUAUUGUCUGUGGGCCUCGACCGACACUUGCGAGUCCAUGAUUAUGACAGUAAAGCGCUACUGUAUAAGCAAUACCUGACCUCCAAGCUCACCGGCCUGCUGGUCCAGACGGCCACGUCCACGCCGCUGCAGCACCACGACGACGAGGCGGUGAAGGAAGAGGAAGAGGUGAAGGAGGAGGACGACCUGGAUGCGCUGUUUGAAGAGAUGGAUACUGUGCUCGAAAAGCCGAAAAAGAAGAAGGCAGAAGAAAAACCCGCCACCACCGAAGCUAAAAAACUAAAACCGUCGACAGAGGGCAGCACAGAAGUGGACCUAGAACAGGCAGAGGAAGUAGAGGACUCAGAGGACGCAGAGGACCCGGAGGAAGCCAUCAAGAAGCUGCUGAAGAGCACGGAGAAGAAGAAGAAGAGAUUGGAGAAGAAGAAGAAAGAGAAAAGGGCGAAGAGCGUGUUCUUUAAUGCUUAGAAUAUACGGAGUUGAAAGUA
Messenger RNA from Plutella xylostella (diamondback moth), 1431 nucleotides. Its product is annotated as WD repeat domain 74 lethal (2) k09848. Gene Ontology annotation, biological process: ribosomal large subunit biogenesis. Gene Ontology annotation, molecular function: protein binding. Gene Ontology annotation, cellular component: preribosome, large subunit precursor; nucleolus. Lineage: Eukaryota; Metazoa; Arthropoda; Insecta; Lepidoptera; Plutellidae. The record is from RefSeq and is a predicted model, not a curated record.